AUGCCAGACCAUGUUGAAUUGUUGGCCGGUAUUAAGCGCAUGACUGUUAGGCCGACAGAUGUGUGGCUCUGCGGGUAUCGCAAAUCGGGCAACACUUGGCUCUCAGAGAUCGUAUCGCUCGUAAUGGCCGACGGAGUGGUGGACAGAGUGUUGGGCCGACCAAUCGGUGAACGCGUUCCGAGUUUUUUUCAAAACAAUUUGUCGAAACCAGUGCUGCAGUACUUCCACGAGUUGGCCGAUCCCAGAAUCAUUUAUAUCGUGCGAAACCCAAAGGACUGUUGUUUGUCUGCCUUUCGCUUUCACCACAAUAUGAAACUCCUGGCCAUUGAUUGGCACGACUUCUACCAACUCUUUCUCGACGGCGAUGUCUUAAACGGCGAUUGGUUUCAACACUUGAAUGACUUUUGGCUCACUUAUGGCUCAAAUCACGCAAACGUAUUAUUCGUGGCGUACGAGGAGUUAAGGGCAGACUUGCCGGCAAUGGUCUGCACAAUCGCCCGCUUUCUCGGCAAACAAUUUACUGACGAAACGGUGACCGCAAUCGUCACUCACUGUACGGCCGAUGCGAUGCGCGACAACCCGAUGGCCAACAGGUCUGAUAUGAAACAAGCGUUGAAUUUGAAGGCAAACUUUGUCGGCAACGCCACUGUCGGCGACGGGAGGCGACACAUGUCUGUCGAAGAGUCGGCACUCUUUGACGAGACAUACGGACACCGUUUGCGGGCGAUUCGACUCCGACUGUGCGACGAUAUGGCCGACGCCCAGCGCUGUAUGCGAAAUACCGGACGUAUUAUUGCACGACAAUAAACAUUCAAACUAUGC
Medioppia subpectinata is the source of this 822-nucleotide messenger RNA. NCBI's taxonomy places the organism in Eukaryota, Metazoa, Arthropoda, Arachnida, Sarcoptiformes, Oppiidae. The record is from the annotation of a GenBank genome assembly.